This is a messenger RNA of Panicum virgatum (switchgrass), 1853 nucleotides long. Its product is annotated as DNA polymerase I-like. Gene Ontology annotation, molecular function: DNA binding; 5'-flap endonuclease activity. Gene Ontology annotation, biological process: DNA replication, Okazaki fragment processing. Bases 250 to 1518 code for a protein of 422 amino acids. The transcript has 15 exons. Lineage: Eukaryota; Viridiplantae; Streptophyta; Magnoliopsida; Poales; Poaceae. The record is from RefSeq and is a predicted model, not a curated record.
AGGACUCUGCCUGCCUGGCUCCAGUGGCUCUGCGACUGCCGCCGCAGCGCUCCUCUUGCCUUCGGUGAGUUGUGGUCUUUCCGCUCCGCCCGCGCAUUCCGUCGAACACCGCGCCCUCUAGGGCUCUACCUCAAUCUCAUCCUCAUCUCCGCCUUCCCAAUCCCCAUCACGUAAACCCUAGCCCUUCUCCCCGCCACUGCCACCCCUCCACCAUCUGCGCGGGAGAUGCGGAAGAGGUAGCCUACGCCGAUGGCCUGCUGCUUCCUUCGCGCCGCCGCGGCGCCCCGCCUCCUCCUCUGCCGCACCGCCGCCUCCCAGCAGCUCCCGUCGCCACUCACCGUACUCAGAAAGGGUUUUUCGGAGCAGUCAGUUCUGCCAAUCAGAGACUCGAUUGAGAGUUUUCAAGGACCAUCAGUGCAGAAUACUCCACGGAUUCCACUGUAUGAUGACAGCAUAUCCUCAGGCAUAUUGGACACAUUGUCGAAUCCGACAGAGGGUGUCACUCGUGCCGAUCCUUCAAAUGGCAGAAUAAUGCUAGUUGAUGGAACGUCAGUGAUGUACCGAUCCUACUACAAGAUAUUAGCACAGCUGCAGCAUGGCCAAUUGGAGCAUGCUGAUGGAAAUGGGGAUUGGGUUUUAACUAUAUUCAAAGCUCUAUCCCUGCUUCUUGACAUGCUGGAGUUCGUUCCAUCUCAUGCUGCGGUUGUGUUUGACCAUGAUGGAGUUCCAUAUGGUCAUUAUACUGCCAUGCCAUCCAAAGAAUGUCACAUGGCAAAAGGGAUGACCUUUCGUCAUAUGUUGUACCCUGCUUACAAGAGUAACCGCACCCCAACACCGGACACGGUUGUCCAGGGCAUGCAAUACUUGAAGGCAUCCAUUAAGGCGAUGUCAAUCAAAGUAAUUGAGGUUCCAGGUGUUGAAGCUGAUGAUGUUAUUGGUACCCUGGCUGUAAACAGUGUGUCGGCUGGUUACAAGGUACGGAUUGUCUCUCCUGAUAAAGACUUCUUCCAAAUUUUGUCACCUUCUUUGCGUUUGCUCAGGAUUGCUCCACGUGGUUCAGGGAUGGUUUCAUUUGGAGUUGAAGAUUUCGUCAAGAGAUAUGCAGCACUGAAACCCUCGCAGUUUGUUGAUGUUGUCGCACUUUCUGGAGACAAAGCUGACAAUAUACCUGGAGUUGAGGGGAUAGGAGAUGUUAAUGCAGUGAAGCUGAUAACUAAGUUUGGUUCUUUAGAGAAUCUACUGAAAUCUGUGGAUGAAGUUGAGGAUGAACGAAUUAAACAGGCUCUGAUGUCUCAAGGAGAACAGGCUAUCCUUUGCAAAAGCUUGGCCACUCUGCGGUCUGAUCUUCCUCCUUAUAUGGUUCCUUUCAAGACAGCUGACCUUGUAUUUCAGAAGCCGCAGGAUGAUGGGACCAAAUUCAUAAAGCUCUUACGAGCUCUGGAAGCAUAUGCAGAGGGCUCCUCAGCAGACCCAAUCAUCAGAAGAGCAACCUAUCUUUGGAACAAGCUUAAAUCAUGAUGAUGCUGGUAUUUCCAGCAGUGAUUAUAAAGGAAUUUUGCCAAGGUUAAGGUUCGGAUUAGAAGACUGGAAGCCCAGACGGUGCUGUUCUGGUUCCAAAAUAUUCAAUGCCUUUGACUUCAUGUGGACUCUGCGCUCAGCCAUAUCCAAAUUGCAAACAUCAAAUUGUUGGCAUAGGUGUGCCGAAGUGCAUAAAUCCAGGGUGCCGCUGCUCAGGCAAGCAGCUCAAGUGUUCAUACCACGAAACUAACUUUAGCUAGCUCUGUAGAUAAAAUUCACAACGUUGCUCAUGUAUCCACCCUUUUUUUUAAGAGGAAGGCUCACGCAAUCGAUCU